AUGGGGCCGAAAUCUACCCCAAAACAGAUAAAGUCAAAUACGACCAUCAACAACAUAUCCAAAGUGAAACAUGGACUAGUUAAGAAGCCUUGCAUGACCAUACAGCCACCCACGGCGUCCUCUGCAGUGGCAGCGGCUCUCCGCGGUGGUGCCGGCCAAGGGUCUCACCCCCCUCGGCCGCCACCACCCCAGGAGGUCACGGCUGCAGAGAAUGCCGAGGGUGGGGAGCAAUUUUUUCAGGGCAACACUGCAGAUGUGAUAACAAUUACGCAUCAAGAAGACAGAGUUAACUCCCCAUGCCCCAGCUCACAACAGCAUGCCCAAGUUAUCCCAGCUAUUGAGUUCCGUGAUAUGUUUUCCUUCAUCAAGGACUCUAUAAGAGAUAUACAGAGUGAUGUUGCAAAUAUACGUCAUGAAAUGGUCGCCCAGGAAACACGAAUUCUACGCAAAAUGGAUGAAAAGGUACAAACAAUCCAAACUGAUCUUAGAUCGGAAUUAGUAUCAUCAACAGCUGCUCUCCAAGACCGUAUAGCAUCUAUUGAACAAAACAUUUCCAAAAGCGAUAGUGUUGCUGAAGAAUUUCGCUCUAUCAUUGUCAAAAACCUUGAGGAUACAAAUAAGUCUGACCCAAUUCAGGUAAAUGACCUAAUUCAAGGCCUGGGUCUCAAAGACAUUCCUGUCGAGCAUGUCUCAAGAAAGGAAAAACGUCAAGGUGCCAAGUACCCUGGUAUCGUGACUGUUGUUUUUAAAGAUAAAGCCUCAAAAGAAGAAGUUCUAAAAUCAAAACGUAAUCUGAAAAACAAUCCCAGAUAUAGAAAUACGUAUAUUGAAAAUUUUGUUACCUCAGAAGUCAGAAAAAUGAACUCAAAUCUAAGGACUGUACUCAAAGCAGCAGGUAAAGACACCGAGUUUGUUCUAAGAAAUGGUAUGUUUGUAAAGAAGGACGCCAAACAAUAG
Messenger RNA from Owenia fusiformis, 957 nucleotides. NCBI's taxonomy places the organism in Eukaryota, Metazoa, Annelida, Polychaeta, Sabellida, Oweniidae. The record is from the annotation of a GenBank genome assembly.